UUCUAACAUUACUGGUUCUGGUGUUUUAUAGUCUUUGAUCACCUUUGUGAACAAACACUUGAACAAACUGAAUUUGGAAGUAACGGAGUUAGAAACUCAGUUUGCAGAUGGUGUUUAUUUGGUUUUGCUCAUGGGUCUCCUUGAGGAUUAUUUUGUUCCACUUCACAACUUCUACUUAACGCCUGAAAGUUUUGAUCAGAAGGUCCACAAUGUUUCCUUUGCUUUUGAGCUGAUGCAAGAUGGAGGACUCAAGAAACCAAAAGCUCGUCCUGAAGAUGUUGUCAACUUGGAUCUGAAGUCUACCCUCAGGGUUCUAUACAAUCUGUUCACAAAGUACAAGAAUGUGGAGUGAUCCUGGAAGCUGCUGAGAUCUUCAUCCUGCCAAUCUUCUUAGGCAAAAAAUCCAAUGAAAACACCCUCUGCACAUUCCCUUUGUGCCUUAUGCUAUACUUAAUGCAUUCUUUCCAAAAUUGCUAUGAUCUCUGUAGCUGUUUGUAUGACAGUCCCACUAAAAGUUAUGCAUGUGUAAUCUCUAGGUCACUUAAAAAUGUGUAGAUAUUUUAUACUUUUACCAGGAGAUAUUCUUGAACCUGUUUGCUAUAAUCAAGAAAUAUUCUCUUGAUAAAAGAAAUAUACCACUAACUAUUUUAAUUAGCAGGGAAAACUUGAGACUUUACUCGUGACUGUGGAUUCUGAUUCUAUAAUAACCUUUCUUUCAUUUGAUGAUUUUCCAGACUUAAUCAUUAGCAUUAGAAACCAUUAACCAUUAGAAAAUCAGCAUUGAAAUUUACUGGGAAGCUGUGCCUUUUUUAUUAAAUAAAGUUUAAUAUGUUCUAUUGAGUGAGUGAGGUUAAGGUUAAUUACAGGCAAUAUCUGAAGCUUCAGUUUUUGCGUUAACCUCAUACUACUCUGUUAUUUCCAUUCCGUGUUUACACAGAAUAAGAUUUGCAAUGGCAUAACCAUCUAGUCUUUUGAGGUCUCUUUUUAUUUCAUCUCCUUUCUAGGAGAAAUAUGUUUGCUAGAACCAUUGUCAUCCUUUAGGUAUGCAGUUUCAAUCAAGUCAGUCAUCAGGAGCUUGUCAAAUACGCCCAGGUUGGAUUAAUGUUUUCUGUCCCGGUCCUUUCUGAGAUGUGUGUGGGGAAUAACGAGCUUAACAGUUCAAAGGCUGUCACUUCAUUUCAUGUAACUAAGAUAAGGGGUUGGAUUCUUCUUGAAGUUGCUGGCACCUGUACAGUUCUGGGGGUCAAGCAUUUAUAAACAGUUUUUAAGUAUUUUCUUUCCUGAAGAUUAAAAGUGAAUUCUUGUGUAAAUAAGAGUUUGCCUCGUUGAUUAUCCUGGCUUCUACAAAAGGCAAAGUGUACUUAGUGCAAGCCAGUGGUUAACUCUCAAAGUUGAAGCUUUUCAAUGAUGUUUAGUUGUGCUUCAAACUAAUUUGAGGUUGUCCAGUGUCAUCCCAAGAACGGAAUUGUAGAAUUUUACAAUUGGCUUUUUCUCUUUUAUUCCUUAAACAUUUUUUAAUCUCAGGAAGAAGGGAAAUGGGCUUCUGCUUCUUCAUUUCUUAUUUUGGGUUUCUGAAUUCUAGUAAUGAAUUAUUUGUGCCACCUCCCCUCGUGCCUCCAAAAUAAAAGUGAAAGGCAGCUUCUCUGUUUUUCCGUGAAAAAUUCAGGUCCAUGCAUUCUGUAGGUUUCUUUGGGAGUCAAUGUUUGUACUUAAGGAGCAACUAACCUCUUGCUGUUUAUACAGUGCCUAGUACUAUAGGACUUGAAUUUCUGAUGAGACCAUUGGACUCUACCACGGUGCUGGCAGUUAUUGCAGAGGAGACUUGUAGAAGCACUGAGACCAGGUAACCAGGAGUGAAAAAAUACAAUGGACACAGACUCCUUAAAUGCGUUUACACAGCCUGCAGCCCUUAAUCAAUUCCUCGUUGAGAAUGUCAUCACUCCAGGAGAGAAGAGGAAACUCAUAAAACCCACCUCAAGCAACAAUCCCAAACUGGAGGAAUUAAAGCUGCUGCUGAUUGACUGGAUUAACACGACUCUGAAAGAGGAGCACAUAGUAGUGAAAAGUUUGGAAGAAGAUCUGUAUGAUGGGCUAGUACUUCAUCAUCUCAUGGAAAAUCUAGGAUCUCUCAAGCUGGAUGUUGACAAGAUAGCAUUAACAGAAAAAAAACAGCGUCAGAAACUCUCUGUGAUUCUGGAAGCUGUGGCUAAGUGUUUGCAACUGGAAGAAAGUCAGCUGAAAUGGAGUGUGGAAGCUAUUUUAGCAAAGGACUUACUGAGCACACUGCAUCUUCUGGUGGCAAUAGCAAAGCACUUCCAACCCAGUCUGGAUUUUCCUCCAAAUGUUCAUGUGGAAACAAUCACCAUUGAGAACACCUCCAAAGGAUUAAAGACAGCAAAUGGGGUGGAAUAUAUCACAGGAAGCAAAGAGAAUUCAGAAGAGCAGUCAACGGAUGAUGCCUUUGAUGAAUUAUUUAGCCGUGCUCCUGAAAGACUGGAUGAUGUAAAAAAGGUGUUUUUGCAAUUCGUCAACCAGCAUGUUGAAAAAUUGGGAUUAAAUGUGAAAGACAUGGAAUCUCAGUUUGCAGAUGGAGUUAUUUUACUUCUGUUAAUCGGACAACUAGAAGGUUAUUUUCUGAAUUUAAGGGAUUUCUUUCUGACUCCAGCUAGCACCACAGAGAUGCUUCACAAUGUUAACCUUGCGUUGGACUUGCUAACGGAUGGAGGUCUUCUCAAUUUUUCUGUGAACUCUGAAGAUAUUGUGAAAGGAGAUCUGAAGACUACAAUGCGGGUUCUGUAUUGCUUGUAUUCCAAAUACAAGGCUAAAGAAACAUGAAGAGCAAGGCCAAGAGCUUAGAUUGUCUCUUUUUCUUCUUUUUCUCCUUCUUUCCUUUUCUUCUUUUUCUGUGCUAGCAUGUCAUGGUCUGGUUUUUGGAUUCCCAGCUCUGUUUGCCACUGUGUAUAUGCAUGCACUUGUGUGUGACACUUGCUGUAUUAACACUGCAUAUGCAAGUAUGUAUUUGUGCAAAGUUUCACAUAGAUGUCCUGAAUAACUGGAAGCAUGUGCAUGUCCAGGGCCAGUGAAUUGUGUAAUUCUGUGACUGGAGCAACAGUUUAUUCCAACGGAAAUCUCCUCAUGCUGCAAAGAAGUGUAACGUGUGCUUGUUUGAGACUCUGGAUUCUUUGCUCCUGGAGAUGAAUGUGGAAGCUGUUAUUGCAACCUCCCUGCUUUUUUGUUUCUUGUUCACUCUGAAGAGGGAGAAGGCCCACCAUGGCAUCUCUGGGAAGGUUACAAGUACUAUAGAAGUUCAGUUUACGCAAGUGGUCACCUGUUGUCAGAUGGAGCAUGUGGACUGGACACCAGAAGAAUAAGUAGUUAAAGUGAAGUUGUUAUUUACCAAAGCAGUUAAUGAAAGUUUCAUCACUUGCCUUCUCCAAUCUGGAAAAGGGACCAAGGAUCACAUGCUGCCAUGAGAUUGCAGUAACCAAAGGGAUCUCCUGCAUAGCUAUGGAAGAAUGCCGUGGUUUCUUUGACAAGCUAAUGCCAAACUGGACAGCUCUAGCCUGUUGCAGCCCUAAUGUAAUGUGUUACUGGUGGGAAUGCUGAUUGCCACACCAAGCACUUUACAGAAGAGACUGAUGUGACUGCAUUUCCCUCCAGACAGAGGUUGUAGUUGCUGGCCAAUUCUACAGCUGGUAGAAUUAGAGCCUAUCCUGGAUGUGUGGAAUAAAACUCUCAGUUUCUGCCACUUCCAACAGUAUUCUCAUGCUGGGGGCUUUCAAACUCCUCUGGGACCCUCUUAGCAGUGUUUGUCUGACAACAGUCCCCAUGCAUCCCAGCAGGACCCUCUACCUGUAACCUGCUAAAAAGUCAUGUGAACCGUAACCCUUCUCUUUCUCUGGUGUUUUAAAUCAGAACUCUUUCAAAACCUCUGUCUGCUCCCUUAACCUUAAAGUUAUUGUCAUGUUUGUAUUGCAUAAAGCUCGAGAUGCAAUUAAAAGAAAGUUUUGAUAUUA
Messenger RNA from Meleagris gallopavo (turkey), 4016 nucleotides. RefSeq names its product parvin gamma (gene PARVG). Gene Ontology annotation, biological process: actin cytoskeleton organization; substrate adhesion-dependent cell spreading; cell projection assembly. Gene Ontology annotation, cellular component: actin cytoskeleton; cytoplasm; focal adhesion. Gene Ontology annotation, molecular function: actin binding. The record is from RefSeq and is a predicted model, not a curated record. NCBI's taxonomy places the organism in Eukaryota, Metazoa, Chordata, Aves, Galliformes, Phasianidae.